This is a messenger RNA of Herpailurus yagouaroundi (jaguarundi), 3580 nucleotides long. It is a transcript of the gene LRRN2, whose product is annotated as leucine rich repeat neuronal 2. The record is from RefSeq and is a predicted model, not a curated record. Gene Ontology annotation, molecular function: protein binding. NCBI's taxonomy places the organism in Eukaryota, Metazoa, Chordata, Mammalia, Carnivora, Felidae. Gene Ontology annotation, cellular component: plasma membrane. Bases 699 to 2840 code for a protein of 713 amino acids. The transcript is spliced from 2 exons.
UGGCACAACGACCUGGAAGAUGCAGGCCUGAACCCAAGGCUCCUCGUGCCUCACCGUCCAGAGGAGCCGGGAUCAGCCAGAGCUGGGUUAGAGUCCCUCCCUAACCGCAGGCCCUUGGACAUUUGACUUAACCUCUCUGAGCCUCCAUACAUCUGGGUCAAUAACACCCACUUCAUAGGGUCAUUAAUACCAAGAUCUAACCUCGUCGGGUGCUUGGGGAGAGCCGAAAACUCUACUGCCUUCAGCUCAUUUCAUCCACAGAGCGCCGUGGGUUACGUAUUAUUUCCCCCCAUUUUGCAGUUGAGGAGACCGAGCUGGGAAACGUUAAAGUAACACAGCCAGGAGAUGUCAGAGCCAGAAUUCAGCCCCAAACCUUUCUGACUCCAGAGCCCUGGUUCUCAACCGCCGUGUUAAACGAACUAAUCUAUGUAAAGUGCCCGCCACAAAGCAGAAGCUGGAUAAAUGGCUGCCCCGAUGGGGCGUGGCAAGGAAUGAGCAGGCCCCGCCCCAGCGGACAAGGAUGGAGAGCCGUACCCAGGAGGGCAAGAAGCGAUGCCCACCCAUCCCCACGUAGAAUGACCGUCCCCGGAGGGCGGUUCCCCAGGCCCUGGCAAGGCUGCUGACCCUCGGCCUGCGAACCGCUAAGAGUAGGACUCCAGACUCUCCUGGCGGAUGGUUCCCUACCCUACGGCUCCAUCAUGAGGCUCCUCGUGGCCCCCCUUUUGCUGGCGUGGGUGGCCGGUGCCGCCGCCGCCGUGCCCGUGGUACCCUGGCGUGUGCCCUGCCCCCCUCAGUGCGCCUGCCAGAUCCGGCCCUGGUAUACGCCCCGGUCAUCCUACCGUGAGGCCACCACCGUGGACUGCAAUGACCUGUUCCUGACGGCGGUGCCCCCCGGGCUGCCCGCGGGCACGCAGACCUUACUGCUGCAGAGCAACAGCAUCGUCCGCGUGGACCAGAGUGAGCUCAACUACCUGGCCAACCUCACAGAGCUGGACCUGUCCCAGAACAGCUUUUCGGACGCUCGGGACUGUGAUUUGCGCGCCCUGCCCCAGCUGCUGAGCCUGCACCUGGAGGAGAACCAGCUGAGCCGGCUGGAGGACCACAGCUUUGCGGGGCUCGCCAGCCUGCAGGAGCUCUAUCUCAACCACAACCAGCUCUACCGCAUCGCCCCCAGGGCCUUUGCCGGCCUCGGCAACCUGCUGAGGCUGCACCUCAACUCCAACCUGCUGAGGGCCGUUGACGGCCGCUGGUUUGAGAUGCUGCCCAACCUGGAGAUCCUCAUGAUUGGCGGCAACAAGGUAGACGCCAUCCUGGACAUGAACUUCCGGCCCCUGGCCAACCUGCGCAGCCUGGUGCUGGCAGGCAUGAACCUUCGGGAGAUCUCCGACUACGCCCUGGAGGGGCUGCAAAGCCUGGAGAGCCUCUCCUUCUAUGACAACCAGCUGGCCCAGGUGCCCAGGCGGGCCUUGGAGCAGGUGCCCGGGCUCAAGUUCUUAGACCUGAACAAGAACCCGCUCCAGCGGGUGGGGCCUGGGGACUUUGCCAACAUGCUGCACCUCAAGGAGCUGGGUCUCAACAACAUGGAGGAGCUGGUUUCCAUCGACAAGUUCGCCCUGGUCAACCUCCCCGAGCUGACCAAGCUGGACAUCACCAACAACCCCCGGCUGUCCUUCAUCCACCCCCGCGCCUUCCACCACCUGCCCCAGAUGGAGACCCUCAUGCUCAACAACAACGCUCUCAGUGCCUUGCACCAGCAGACGGUGGAGUCCCUGCCCAACCUGCAGGAGGUGGGUCUCCAUGGCAACCCCAUCCGCUGCGAUUGCGUCAUCCGCUGGGCCAACGCCACGGGCACCCGCGUCCGCUUCAUCGAGCCGCAGUCCACCCUGUGCGCCGAGCCGCCCGACCUCCAGCGCCGCCCAGUCCGCGAGGUGCCCUUCCGGGAGAUGACGGACCACUGCCUGCCCCUCAUCUCCCCCCGCAGCUUCCCCCCCAGCCUCCAGGUGGCCAGCGGAGAGAGCCUGGUGCUACACUGCCGGGCACUGGCUGAACCGGAACCCGAGAUCUACUGGGUCACGCCAGCCGGGGUUCGACUGACGCCUGCCCGUGCCGGCAGGAAGUACCGGGUGUACCCCGAGGGGACCCUGGAGCUGCGGAGGGUGACGGCAGAAGAGACAGGCCUGUACACCUGUGUGGCCCAGAACCUGGUGGGGGCUGACAGUAAGACGGUUAACGUGGUCGUCGGCCGGGCCCCCCCACAGCCGGGCCAGGACAAGGGAUGGGGGCUGGAGCUCCGGGUGCAGGAGGCCCACCCUUACCACAUCCUGCUGUCUUGGGUCCCCCCACCCAACACAGUCUCUACCAACCUCACCUGGUCCAGCGCCUCCUCCCCCCGGGGCCAGGGGGCCCCUGCUCUGGCCCGCCUGCCGAGGGGAACCCACAGCUACAACAUCACCCGCCUCCUUCAGGCCACGGAGUACUGGGCCUGCCUGCAAGUGGCCUUUGCCGAUGCCCACACCCAGCUGGCAUGUGUAUGGACCAGGACUAAAGAGGCCGCUCCUUGCCGCAGAGCCUUAGGGGACCGACCAGGGCUCAUAGCCAUCCUGGCUCUGGCUGUCCUCCUGCUGGCAGCCGGGCUAGCCGCCCACCUUGGCGGUGGUCAGCCCAGGCAGGGGGCGGGUGGGCGGCCUCUCCUUCCGGCCUGGGCUUUCUGGGGCUGGGGGAGUGCCCCCUCCGUUCGAGUGGUAUCCGUGCCCCUUGUCCUGCCCUGGAACCCUGGAAGGAAGCCGUCCCGGUCUUCGGAAGGGGAAACGCUAUCACCACUAUUGCUACAAAAUUCCUGAAGCUCGGCCCGCUCUCAGCAGUAGACAAAUAACGAGGACUACUUUUUACCAAAAGGGAAGCGAUCUGGGCCAGAUGCCCUGCCAGGAAAGUGACAUGGACCCGCGUGCUUGAGGCCUGGCAGCUGGACCAAGACAGACGGGCUUUGUAGCCUCAGGGGGGCGCUCCCACCGCCUCCAAAAAGUUGCCCUUACCUUCCGGGAGCCUGUCCGCUGACAUUCUGACGGGCAUCUCCAAGGGACAGGAGGGACUCUGGCGAGAGCCUCCUCCCACCCCCCCCCCCCCGUUGUCUGUGUGCCCAGAGGCUCCCGAGCUUCUGCUUGGAUGUCCCCUGCCUGUGUCCCCAGGCCCUUGGCCCACAGGAUGCGCCCCCUCCUCUUCUCUUUCUUUGCACAGUCUCAGUGGCUUGCUCUUUCCCCUCCUGGGCAAGGGCUGAGGGAGGCCUCUCCUCCCCACCAUGGGGUGACCGCUCCCAAAGUGGGUCCCUGGUCGGAUCUGAAGGACAUCUGGGGAGAGGGAUGCCCAGGAACGCCUGAUCUUGGCAGCCGGUUUGGCACUCUGAGGUUGACUUUCUAUAGGCAAUUUUGUACCUUUGUGGAGAAACGUGUCACCUCCCCACAACCCAGUUCACUCUUUUCUCCUGUUUUGUAAAAAAUAAAAAUAAACAAGAAUAACAAUAGUAAGGGGGGAAAGGAAACCAAGGGAGGAUAAUCUUUGAAUACUAAGUGUAACUGAAAAGCUC